Molecule: messenger RNA, 1074 nt
Organism: Yamadazyma tenuis ATCC 10573
Lineage: Eukaryota; Fungi; Ascomycota; Pichiomycetes; Serinales; Debaryomycetaceae
Source: RefSeq, a predicted model, not a curated record
UUUUCGCGACUUUGGCAAGUGCGCAAGGGAGAGGUCAUUUUCCUUAUCGCUCUAGUUCACAACCUUUUGCUCCCGAAACAAGAAUAAUGCUGAUUAGAUCCAAACUUUCAUCUUUAAGAGACUAUCUCACACCCAUCAAUAACACAUCUAAUUUCACCACCACCGGCGAGAUCUCCCCUGAUGAGUUUGUGAUAGCUGGAGACUAUUUGGUGUAUAAGUUUCCCACAUGGGAGUGGUCAUCUGCCCCUUCAAAACUACAGAAAUCUUAUUUGCCUCCUGACAAACAGUAUUUGAUUACCAAACAUGUUCCUAGUCAUGAAAGAGCGUAUACAUACUUGGGAAUUGACGCGACCCUAGAUGAGCUGGAGGAGGAGUUAGAAGAUGGCUGGGUCAAAUCUCACAAGAUCUCCGAAUCAGCAAAAUCUAGUGAUUCCAUUGAUGAUGCCAAACCAAGUGAAAUACAAGAUAAUGACCAUAAUGAUAAUAACGACAUAGAUGAUUUGAUCGAUGAAACCGCUGAGCUUGAACUUGCUGAAGACGAGUUUGAAGAUCUAUCGAAGGGUAAUCACUCCAGCUUGAGAAAGUAUGAUUUAUACAUCACAUAUUCCACCAGUUAUAGGGUUCCCAAGCUCUAUUUGGUCGGGUUUAGCUCAAGCGGGAUCCCCUUGUUACCCAAGCAGAUGUUUGAGGAUAUUUCAUCCGAUUAUAGAGACAGAACUGCCACCAUCGAGAAGUUACCCACAAGCUUCAACACCACAUCUGUGUCUAUUCACCCCUGUAAACACGCGUCCGUCAUGCGGGUAUUGAUGGAGCAUGCCAAGCAGUCACAAUUGAAGCGGAAGCUCAAAGACCGCGACGAAGAUGACGAACUGGAAGACGUGAAGCCAAAAGACGAAGAUGAAGAUGAUGAGUUGGGGGUGAGAGCAGACCAGUACUUGAUUAUAUUUUUGAAGUUCAUUGCCAGUGUUACCCCUGGAAUAGAGUACGACUACACUAUGGAAGUUUUAUAGAAGCGAACACGUCCAUACAAUAAAAUUGUAGUCUUUGAUAUAUUUCAUAUAUAUUUCAGAUGCG